AAAUUAUAAAGAUGGGAGCCAGAAAUUCAAAUUUCCCGAGGCCAAUACGGUAAAUUUAUUGAUCACGCGACAAAGGCCAACCAGCCUGUCCGCCCGACCUUCUCUCGUCAAACACUCACCGGAGCAAUCCUCUCUCUCUCUCUCUCUCUAUUGGAAGACCAGAUCCGAAGAAAAUCGACAUUGCUUCGGAUCUCCAGCGGCGGUCUUUUCUUCCUCCCCGCCAGAAAUGGGGGAUUUCAAUUUAGCCCUAGUGCUCGUUGCGAUAAUCGUUUGUGUGCUUGUCUUCAUAUUCAAUGUGUAUCUACUCGUUAAUUACCAGCAUCCUGAUGACGCCAAUCAGGCAUACUUCCCUAAAUUUGUCGUCGUCUUGGGGCUCUCCGUCGCCGCCAUUUCUAUUUUAAUGCUGCCGGCCGACGUUGCCAACCGGCAGGCAUGUCGUCACGCGAUUUAUAACGGCGCUUGCAACCUCACGCUCCCCAUGAAGGAGUUGUGGCUCGCUAUUUACAUUCUGGAUGCAAUCCUUGUUUUCUUCGUCAUUCCGUUUGCCAUGUUUUAUUACGAAGGAGACCUAGACAAGACUGUGUGGAAGAGGAUGAAAAGUGCAUUGGUUUGGGUGAUUGUUACAGCUAUUAUUUGUGCCCUCGUUCUUGGAAUUUUAUACGGGGUUGUGGGGAAGGUGGACUUCACUGUUAGGCACCUCUCUUCAUCCACUACAUCCUUCCCGUCGUCGUGGAGCUUCUCCGAAAGUCAACAAUGUAUCGAUAGUGGAGCAAGACAGUGUUCUGCAUAUAUUGCACCUGCUUCAUCUGAGACAACUUGGACCAUGCGCACUACAUUCCCAGAAUAUAUUGUUGCACUUGCUACAAUUGUUGGAUCUGUGCUUUUCACCAUUUUUGGUGGUGUUGGCAUUGCUUGCCUGCCAUUGGGACUCAUAUUUUCAUUUAUUCGGCGCCCUAAGGCCGUUAUUACACGCUCUCAGUAUAUCAAGGAAGCAACUGAACUGGGGAAAAAAGCAAGAGAACUUAAAAAAACUGCUGAUGCACUUCACCAGGAAGAAAGGAGUGGCAGUAAGGGAAGAAAAUGGCGCAAAAAUGUGAAAACCGUAGAAAAGGAGGUACUUCUCUUGGAAGAAGAUGUGAAGGCCUUGGAAGAGAUGUAUCCUCAAGGCGAACAGGCUGAAACAGCUUGGGCUAUGACUGUUCUCAGCUACCUUGGUAAAUUGGUAUUUGGAGUUCUAGGGUUGAUCGUUUCAGUCGCUUGGAUUGCACAUAUUGUGAUAUACUUGCUGAUUGACCCUCCUCUUUCUCCAUUUCUUAACGAGAUUUUCAUCAAAUUGGAUGACGUUUGGGGUCUUCUGGGCACUGCAGCAUUUGCAUUCUUCUGUUUCUAUCUUUUGCUUGCUGUGAUAGCUGGGGCAAUGAUGGUUGGCCUGAAAUUAGUUUUUAUAACGAUCCAUCCUAUGAAAUGGGGAGCUACUCUGAUGAACUCAUUUCUUUUCAAUGUGGGUCUGAUUCUUCUUUGCUCAAUCAGUGUGAUUCAGUUCUGUGCCACUGCAUUUGGAUAUUACGCCCAAGCUACUGCUGCUCAAGAAAUAUUUGGUCACACCCUGCAAUCUCUUCGCGGAAUCAAAUAUUUGUACAAAUACAAUGUGUUUCAAAUUGGCUUCAUUAUUUUAGCGGGGCUCACAUUUGUGUAUUAUGCAGCUUUUGGAUGGAGAAGAAAAAAGACUAGAGGCAGAUUUCAACUUUCCACAUAAAAACAUGCUCUGCUCUGCUCUGAACCGAUCUGAAAUUGAAACUGCUGGAUUUCUUGAUUUAUCUUUAACAUAAGUGAUGUUCAUUCUGGGAUGCAUAUCACUCGGCUUUAUUGAUUUAGUUUCCGGGAGUAGAAGACGUAACAUUAUUCGAGAACCAAUUACACUGCAAAGGUGGAAUUUGCAUGACCCUUGGGUUAGUAUCAUUCCUCCUGGUUUUGUUGAUUUGGCUUGUAUAUCUGCCCAGCGUAUUAUUUAUUUUUCUUAAUUUUUUUUUGUAACUGUCUUUGCUGGUAUUAUUAACAUGUAAGAAUUUGAGGAUGUAUCCAUAAUGUAUGUAUAGUGUCAAUUAUUAGUGAGCUGUAAAAGUUUGUCAUGUUAGCUUCUUUGCCAUGUAAUUUCACCCCAUUCAUUUGUAUUCGUUUAUUCACCCUAUAAAUAACUUCAAUUAUUGUCA
Erythranthe guttata (spotted monkey flower) is the source of this 2210-nucleotide messenger RNA. Its product is annotated as LMBR1-like membrane protein. The record is from RefSeq and is a predicted model, not a curated record. Lineage: Eukaryota; Viridiplantae; Streptophyta; Magnoliopsida; Lamiales; Phrymaceae.